This is a messenger RNA of Laetiporus sulphureus 93-53, 633 nucleotides long. RefSeq lists its product as uncharacterized. The record is from RefSeq and is a predicted model, not a curated record. Lineage: Eukaryota; Fungi; Basidiomycota; Agaricomycetes; Polyporales; Laetiporaceae. The transcript is spliced from 4 exons. The coding region runs from base 1 to 633 and encodes 210 amino acids.
AUGGUGUCCGCAGUGCUCACGUUACUACGAGUAUAUGCAGUGACCGGACGUGACUGGCGUCCCACCAUAAUUUUUGCGUUGCUAGCCUGCGCAAAUUUGGGGCUCGAUAUUGUCCUCGACCUCGUGAACAAAUCAACCGGGGUCAUCGUACUAGAAUCAACGGCAAUAUGCUACUCGUUCCCACAGAAUUCGUUUGCGAGCACCUACACAAAGCUCAACACAAUUCUUGUCUCUCGGAUUUUGCUGAAUAUCCAAGAAACGGCCCGAGCCGCGCAGAGGGAGCAAUCCGAUACUCCCUCGUUUGUGCGCUCAGGCCAUGGCGUGCAGACUGAAGCGUACAUCGACAUUCCCAGCCUUGUGAUCCUUUCUGACGCCUCAAACAGCGUCCCUGCAAUCGGUUCAGAGACGGAACCUUCUGUAGCCACCGCCAACCGGAUAAACGCUGUUGUGAACGAGACCAUGAUUGCCGGCCCUUCGAAUCAACACCGUCAUCACGAAGCACAGCAAGUUGAGAUGUCCAUGGAAGCUGGACCCUCUGGACAAGGCCGCGAGUACGAUGUGGAGCAAGGGCAGGCAGAGGGAGAGGCCGCCGAGGAUUGGGAGGAAGAAGACGAUUGGGAGGACGACUACUAA